GAAGUGAGUCUCGCUGGAUAUCAACAACAGACUGAAACGGAUCGCAAAUGAUGAUGUGCUGUUUGCAUGCAGUUUUUAUCCACUAUUCCGCUGGAAAUAUUAUUUGACAGGUCUGGGAAUCGCAUUGAUAGAUCAAUGGUUUGGUUCGGGCUCACGUAAAGCGGUAUUACGGAGGGUUUCUCAUUGAGCUGCUGCUAGCAGAAGGUGGCGGAGAGAGAGGGGCGAAGCUCGAAUAUUCAUGCCUUCCUGUUAAUGAAACUCUAUUACGAAUUCCGUGCAAGGGUUGCCACCCGCCAUGUUAAGAUAAAAACACAGAUCUCUGUGUUGAACAUGCUAAAGCGAUUGGAUAAGAUAAGGUUCAGAGGACCCAAGCGAGAUGAGUUCCUGGACCUUGCUGAGUCCCCCAACGCAUCUGACAGUGAAUGUAAUGACGACGUCCCGGUGAAACAGCGGGGAUCCAUCAAAGACUCGGAGGAGUUGCGAGACCCUGCUGGUUCAGGGACUCUGACCAUGUCUGCUGCCAUCCAGGACUACCAGAGGUGUGAAACUGACCGACUCAAUGAGGUUAAAGGUCAUCUGGAGAUAGCCUUACUGGAAAAGCACUUCCUUCAGGAGGAGCUGCGGAAGCUUCGGGAGGAGACGAAUGUUGAGACACUGAAGCAGGAGCUUGAGAAAGAGAAGUCGAAAAGAGUCGAUCUUGAGCAGAAAAUGAAUGAAAUUCUCAGAUCCAGACUUGAAGAUUCGCCGCCUCCACCUACAAAGCCACAAGUUACAGCUGUUAAUGGGACAGGGGACAAACAGAAGGAGACAUUGAGCUCUCGCUUGUGGAAAUGGCUCUAUGAGCGCUUUGGUGUUUAUAUCGAAGACUUCCGCUUUCAGCCUGAAGAGAACACAGUUGAGACUGAGGAACCACUAAGUGCUAAAAGAUUAACAGAAAAUAUGAGACGACUAAAACGGGGCGCUAAGCCUGUAACUAACUUCAUGAGGAACCUUUCUGCCUUAUCCAGCUGGCACUCUGUCUACACGUCACUCAUCGCCUUUAUUAUCUAUAUGAAUUCUGCCUGGCAUGGCUGGGUUAUCCCCAUGUUUCUAUUUUUAGCCAUUCUGCGGUUGUCCUUGAAUUACCUCAUAGCAAAAGGUUGGAGGAUACAGUGGAGCAUUGUGCCUGAGGUCUCAGAACCUGUGGAACCUCCAAAAGAAGAUCUUACAGUCUCAGAGAAGUUCCAGUUAGUUCUGGAUGUUGCACAGAAGGCUCAGAAUCUAUUUGGAAAGAUGGCAGAUGUAUUGGAAAAGAUCAAAAACCUGUUCAUGUGGGUGCAGCCUGAAAUCACACAGAAAUUGUACGUUGGUUUGUGGGUUGCUUUCAUCGCUUCCUGUUUCCUGCCAUACAAACUCAUGGGCUUCAUGAUUGGCAUCUAUGCUGGCAUUAAAUUCUUCAUCAUCGACUUCAUCUUCAAAAGCUGCCCCAAACUGAGGGACAAGUACGACACGCCCUACAUUAUAUGGACCAAUUUACCCACUGACCCACAGCUCAAAGAGCGUAACAACACCACUCUGAACAGACGGCUGUCUGGCUUUGAAAAGCAGAUCCAGCCUGUGGUAGCACGGGGUAGCCAAGCGGCUGGAAUGCCUUGCGGGAUUGGUCGUGAGGAGGAAAGUGGGCGGACCUACAACACGAAAAGAGGCCCCUUUCAUGAAGUCUUCAACCUGUCUGAGAAUGAGCGCCCUCUGUCAGUGUGUGAAAACGGAUGGCGAUGUUGCUUGAUCAACAGGGACAGAAAAAUGCCGACGGACUAUAUCCGCAAUGGUGUCCUCUAUGUGACGGAAAAUUACCUAUGUUUUGAGAGCUCCAGCUCCAGGGCUACCUCCUCUAAGAAGAACAAAGUCAUCAAGCUCCUCGACAUCACUGAUAUUCAGAAGUACAAGGUGUUAUCAGUAUUGCCUGGAUCUGGAAUGGGGAUCUCAGUUACCACGCCGUCCACUCAAAAGCCUCUAGUGUUUGGUGCCAUGAUUCAUCGUGACGAGGCCUUCGAUGCCAUCUACACUCAGUACACGAAGAUCAUGAGUUCUACACCAACAAUCACAGUCACAAACCCUGAGACAUAGGACACAGGCAGGCUUUAAGCCUCAACCGUAUGAACCCUGAUUCACAUAACACAACACUUAGUCCAUAAGUCAGUUCUAACCUUAAUGUAGCACAUUUAUCUAACCCCUGUGUGGAGACUUGAUGGCUUCCAGGUGUUGUCUGCCCCAGGGCGCAAACCGAAAGAUGGACUACCAAGAAACCUUUCUCUUUUUAGACUAUAAGCAAGUAUUAGGAGGGGUGUUUUAUAUAGUCUUCUCUCAUAACACAUUCUGUAAUCAUACACAAGUGUUUGUCGGGAUGUGUCUUAUUUUAUAAGGUAGGAGAGUGGUUGUACCUCUUAUUUAUGUCUUGUGUUCUACAACAGCAAAAUGCCACUUUGGAACAGGAGCUGGUUCUCCUUCAUUUAAAAGACUCUGAUAGAGGGCUUUCUGUGUAAUAAUCAGACCAUAUAACCCAUCAUCUCUGUGCUAAGUCCCAUUUUCUUCCAUUUAAUUGCAUCACCGCUGGCCUUGCACAAAGAAACACAUUGCACUUAGUGGUGCUGAGAGCUUUUAGAUGUGAUACAGGAUGAUUUGGGGGACAAAGAAACAGACUUGACCUCUAUUUUUCAUUAUUAAUACCACUUAGCUAGGUACUCCAUAAUACUUAGUACAUAUUUUAAUGCAUAAAUGCAAAUCUUUAUGGCAAAGCAGCUGACAACUGCCAUACACAUAAUUCCUUGGUGUCUUCGGUACUCUGUCUUAAGUAUUUGUGAGAAUUGUGUUUGGAAAUUAAAGCAACCUCAUACAUUUUAAUUGAAGAAAAUGUUGUCAUCAUUUACUCACCCUCGUGUCAGUCCAAGCAUGUUUGCUUGCAAAAUUUCUAGGCUGCUUGGACUAAAUAUCUCCUUUGGUGUUUCAAGGAAGAUAGACUUACCAUCCUAGAUAUUUGGAAUGGCAUGAGGGUGAGUAAAUGAUGCCAGAAUUUUCAUUUUUGAGAGGACUAUCCCUUUUAAAGCACAAAAAUAUUAUGUCUUGCCCAUAAAAUGAAUGUGCACAAAAACGUGUGGAAGACCAUUCAGACAGAUUAGGAAUAAGCUAGAGUAUAAAUCUCAUUCUUCAUCAUUAUCAUAUUAGCGUAUAAUUGAUUCUUGGGAUUAUAGAAGUAUUUGAUGCCUCCUUGAAUGUUAUUGGCACUACUGACAUAAGUUAAACAUUUUUAUAUUGCAAAUCCUCUUCCCUAUAUUAAGGAAGCCACAAGCUUAUUUCCCUCCUCUUAUCUCUGUGUAGAUGUAAUGUAUAAUGAAUAUGAUGAUUUUUCACAAUGUGCAUUUUGUAGGAAACUUUUUGAUGUACUUUUUUUGUACAUCUUUGACAUGCUACACUUUUAAAUACAUUGCAGUACUUUCUUUACUCCUCCAUGGAUAACAUUUUUAAUUUAACUUUUUGCUAUGCAGACUUCAAUAGCUCCUUUGGAUUAGAAGCAGGCCUUUUCUUUCUAACAGGAAGAGAGAGCAGUUUAUUUGUACUAAGUAAUUGGUAUGACAUAAUUUUCUGGCGUUCAGUUUUCUCAUAAAUAUUUUUUUUUUUUAUUUUGGUCUUUUUGGUCUGAUUUGGUCUGCAGUUCAAAUUGUGCUGUGCUAAAUUGCACUUUAAACUUUUCAUUUAUUUUAAAGCCUUAUUUCUUUCCUGCCUUAUAAUGCCUUUUUCUUUCUUUUUUUUGCUUUAGAACCAUUUGCCACUAAUUUUAUUUCUUGAAAUGGAUUUUGAGUCAGUAUAUGUCUAAUGGAGUAGAUGCUGGACUCCUUGGAUGCUAUAGACCUUAUUAAUGCUAGCGCCAUCUUUGAUUUUUAAUGGGAAUGACAACGGGGCUGUGUAGCACUUUUUGGCUUUCUAAGUAAUACCACUUUUUAAAGUGGAAUACCAUACCAGUUAGAGUUACUAAUAUGAUGGUAAUAUUCGCUCUGCAUAAGUAAAUAUUUGUAGCACUAAUACACAUUAAUAGUGCGCUUUGGUUGAGGGUUAUGGGAAUAAUGGUUUAUGCAUUUUACCUUAGUUCUCAUUCAAUUUCAUAUUAAUUCUGUUGACUCAUGCUUUUGAAAAAACAAAAAACAUUACCAAUAAUGAUUGUCUUUUGCCAAAUAAAUAUGUGUAUUGUUUGUGCUCUGUCCUGCCCCAGCCCCUGAGUUUUGUUUACAGAAAUUUGUGUUGAUCCUGCUGUCAUUAGUUAGUUUGAUCCCCAGAACAAUGGGGGCAUGAAAAUUAGCUAUUGUUUUAGCCUAUAAUGAAUGUUGGAGUGGCCAGAAAGGGUUGAUUUUAACAUUUGAAAUGCCUUGUAAAAAUAAGGAUAUUUUACAACAUUGCAUGCUUUUAUUUUAUAUUGAGUUUACUGCAUUCUUUUUUGUUUUUCAUCCAAUUUUAAGAAUAUGAUUUUUGUUCCCAGGAAGUCCUUAUCUAUAGCAUGAAGGGGUGUCAUUAUAUUAUUUCUUUGAUUAUCUUUCACUGUUCCAGUUGUUUUAAAUUUCAGGCAUCUGUGUUUUUGGUUGUAGAAAACAAAAGUUACUGGGGUUUAAUCGAUUUUGCAGAGGAGCAAUCAUCAUAAAUGUGAGUCUUCACACUUGAAAAUACUCCGAAAUGUGUUAAAAACAUCUGUGCUGAAUGUGACUGGAUGUUUGUGUUCAUCAAACAUUUAUGUUUACACUGGAUGUACAUGUCUGGUAAACCCUUUUUGCCUUCCUCUAAUUAGUCAUCAUUGGAAAAGAAAUAAACGAGUUCUUUGUAA
Myxocyprinus asiaticus (Chinese sucker) is the source of this 4846-nucleotide messenger RNA. Its product is annotated as GRAM domain-containing protein 4-like. The record is from RefSeq and is a predicted model, not a curated record. The transcript has 20 exons. NCBI's taxonomy places the organism in Eukaryota, Metazoa, Chordata, Actinopteri, Cypriniformes, Catostomidae. Gene Ontology annotation, biological process: apoptotic process; negative regulation of toll-like receptor 9 signaling pathway. The coding region runs from base 253 to 2106 and encodes 617 amino acids.